CGUCGUUGCGUCGUCAUACGUGGCCGUUUGUCUCCAGGAGCCAAUCAGAAUCGUCCAGGUCACCGCGUCGUGUUUGUAACGGAAGAGAAGAUGGCGGCAUCGCGGAACGGGAAGAGCGGUCUGCUGGAGAAAUGGAGGAUCGAUGAGAAGCCGGUGAAGAUCGAUAAGUGGGACGGGGCGGCGGUGAAGAACUCUCUGGACGAUGCUGCUAAGAAGGUGCUGCUGGAGAAGUUCUGUUACGUGGAGAACUUCAGCCUGGUGGACGGCCGGCUGAUGAUCUGCACCGUGUCCUGUCUGUUUGCUAUGCUGGCCCUGGUCUGGGACUACCUGCACCCCUUUCCCGAGUCCAGACCGGUCCUGGCCUGCUGCGUCAUCUCGUACUUCAUCAUGAUGGGGAUCCUGACUCUGUACACGUCCUACAAAGAGAAGAACAUCUUCCUGGUGGCUCUGCAGAAGGACCCGGCCGGCAUGGAUCCAGAUCACGUCUGGCAGCUCUCGUCCUCCCUCAAGAGGUUUGAUGACCAGUACUCUCUCAGGGUCUCGUUCUCUGAGGGGAGGACCAGGACCUGGAGGGAGGCCGAGUUCACCAACUCCGUGUCGGACUUCUUCGACGAGAACGGGACGCUGGUGAUGGACCAGUUUGAGAAGUCUGUUUCUAAACUCCACGACACACUGGCCAUGGACAAGAAGACCAAAUAACACACACACGCACACACGCACACACGCACACCCACACACACACACACACACACACACACACACACACACACAUACACACACACACACACACACACACACAGGAUAUGAGGUCAUCAUGCUGCUCCCUCAGCUCUCUGGUUUCACUUGAAGCAUCAGGAUCUUUCAGCAGCAGGGUCAGGUCCUCCUCAGUGGGCGGAGUCUGCUCAGCUAACACUCAGAGAAUUGAUUAGCCUGAUUCCUGAGUCCUUGUCUCCUUUCCUUGUUUCCUUGUCCUUUCCAUAAACUGUUCUUUAGAAGAUAAUGAACCACGUUUCUUUGUCUUCAGUGUUUUGUCCCCCACCAUCAGUUUGUUUGUAGCCAGAGGUGAAGAGAGGGAGGGGCUAAACGAGAGAGGGAGGGGCUAACGACGAGAGGGUGGAGCUUAAGAAGACAGUAACAGGAAGUUAUUUAAUCUGUCUUCCUCAGUUACUAGGCAUGUACCUCUGUCAGUAAAUAACCUGUCACUCAAAGAAGCCACGCCCCCUAACCCUCCCUUUAACCUGUAAACAGGUGAGUUGUUCUCUAGUGGACACUGGAGGAACUGCAGGUUUGGGACUUCAGUGUUGGAUCCCUCCCUGGAUCAAAGCUGGUCCACUGAGGAGCGGGUGUCUGGGUUUGGGUCUGUCAGAGUCUCUGUGGGGGGACUAAAGAGAAACCAAAGAGCUGAGAGCUUCAGAGAUGACCUCAGGUUUAGGAGACCCUCCAGGUCUCGGCUCCAUUGAACCCCCUUUUUAUAUCCGCGUCUCCUCUGAGACCUUUAUCUGUUGACUCUGUCCUCUUUGUUUUACGUUCCUGCCGCUUUGAAUCAGAACGCUCUCUGUGCUGAGACGUCUCAGGAGGACGGCGUCAGUGUUUCUGUCCCCCACAUUUCAGCUCCUCAGCGCUCCUGUCCCCCGUGUUGGACUCUGAGGAGGCUUCAGAUCCAUCACAGUCCACCAGGCGCCCCGACCGUCACAUCAAGAGUCCCCACGGAGUCCUGGAAGCAGCUCGCUGGACCUCGUGUUUCUAAAAACAUCUGAUCCUUCUGUCCAAUGAGAGGCUGACUUCAGUAAAGACACGCCCCCCUCUCCUGAGUUCAGACGUGAAGGUGACCAAUGAAAGGAAAGGUGACUCUCUGAUUCACAGGCCACGCCCCCUCACCUAUCCUGAAGGUGGAGCUGAGUUAUGACGGGCUUUAACACCUCGCCGCCUCCUGUCAGAGACUCCGCCCCUCUGUGUGGUCAGCAGCAGGUGUUCCUUUCAUUCUUCACCUGUCUGUGAACGUCACAUGUUUUAGCAUCGUUAGCAUGUAGCACUCGUGACGCUGAACGCCGGCGUGUUGAUGCCUUACAGCAGGAAGUGACUGAAUGUGGACCAGGCUUUAUUUUGAAAGUGUACUUCCUGUUUGUGUGUGACUUCUGUGGAAAUAUUAAAGAUGGAUGUUGUUACAGA
This is a messenger RNA of Notolabrus celidotus (New Zealand spotty), 2169 nucleotides long. RefSeq names its product signal peptidase complex subunit 2 (gene spcs2). Lineage: Eukaryota; Metazoa; Chordata; Actinopteri; Labriformes; Labridae. The transcript has 5 exons. Bases 91 to 699 code for a protein of 202 amino acids. The record is from RefSeq and is a predicted model, not a curated record. Gene Ontology annotation, biological process: protein targeting to ER. Gene Ontology annotation, cellular component: signal peptidase complex; membrane.